GUCCUCAGGCUCUUCAAACUACUACCAUAACGCUACAGUGGCUGAAACUGACCCUGGCCAUAACGUACACUUCUUCGUCGUAAUAUUCUAUGCCCCGUGUGCCUCUACCCUAACACCGGGGAUUACAAGAAGUUAGAAGUCGCGCAUCCAAAGAAUUAGCGUGGUGUCGUGGCUUCACGUUGUACACCUCCGGGCUUCGUUUUGAUGUUCUGAAAACAUGCAUCGUAUAUUCUAUGUCUCCGAAAUUCUGGACAACGUCUUCCAUCGGCUGGAAUACAGAGACGUCGAGGUCGGGAAGCAAACUCUUGCCGGGCUUGCCAGGACAUGUCGGGCUUUUGAAAAUGUAGCUUUAGGCGUUUUGUGGGAGGAACAGGCAGGACUCGUACCCCUUGCACGUUGUCUCGGAGAUGCGGUUCAAGAACGGUGGAAACCUGGACUAAGUCCAUCUGAUGGACUUACAGGUUCAAGACGUCAAAAUGAGAAGAAAAUUCUGUACUGUCGAAGGCUUCCAACUGUAUCUGAAUGGAAGAGGAUGCACAGAUACGCGAAGUUGGUUAAGACCUUCCGUGACUUCGGAAUUCCUUACCCCGGACAAGAUCAAGCGAUCGAUACGAGCAUUUUGCUCGCUAUCUUUUAUCACUGUCCUGGUCGAUUAUCUCUGUUCUCAAACCUGCGCGAGUUAAAUUGGCCUUUACUCGGCGUCGGAAAAGACGACAUUCCGUUUGUUACUCGAUUCUUCGGGCCCAAGCUAGAACAAGUCAACUUCAUAGGACGGGGAGAUAUGGAGUUAGAUCUUCCGAUUAUGGAUCACUUGCUUUCGUGCCCUCUUUUAACCACUGUCAGCCUGUGCUGUAGAUCCCGCCCAGUUGUCACAUUGCCGAUUCGAGACCUCCUGACGACGUCCUUCCGGCUACGAUAUUUCUUUUGUAAAACCCCUCUGGAUUCAGUGCACGUUCAAGCUCUUGCUGCAUUACCCUCCCUUCAAGUCGUCGACAUACACCUUUCCGAUACAGCAGAGUUGCCACCCUUGCUGUUAGCACAGUGCGAUCACGCCUUUCCUGCGCUGAGGUCGCUAACACUACAUGUUCGUGAUGUUGUGGAGGCUACUCGAUUCAUUGAAUUAUCCCCCCUCCCUCGCUUGACAGACUUAUCUCUAGCUAUACGAGACCAGAGCUUCCCGUCUAGUCCCACACUAAUUCAAACUCUGGGGGAAGUCAUGGCUCGCCAGUUUUCGACAACCACCUACGAGACGUUUGAGAUAUCCUCGCAAUGCCCGAUGCGUUUGCCUUGGGAUGCUUCCAAGGCUAUUCAGCCCUUCAUGCUACAGCCGUUUCUCAAAUUCCAGGCCAUGUCAAGUUUCAAACUUGAUGCACAGUGGUGCUACGAUCUCGACGACGCCUUCAUGGAUGUCGUUGCCAGCGCCUGGCGUCAACUACACAGCCUACGUUUAGAUCCAAAUGGUUCCUGGCCUUCACAUAGAGUCUGCAAAUUGACAAUUACGGGCCUUCUGCCUCUUGUUCAACGUUGUCCUUGCAUUUCAGACAUUGAAGGUCACUUCGAGGGCAGAGUUCCAGAAAUGUCGGACACUGAUAGACCGGGAAAUGGUUAUGAAGCGCAGGAUGUCAUGUCAAUCAAUGUUGGGGAUGCAGAAGUGCCCAACACGAGGGCUGUUGCAGCUUUCCUUUCGGAUGUAUUCCCUCAAUUAGACUUCAUUUUCUGUUGGGAGGAUGAAGAAACGAAUCGACACGCCGGGCGGUGGGGGAAAGUGGUAGACCUGGCGAAGAGCUACAUAAUGGUACGUCAACAAAUGAAAACAUGGUAUGAAAAAGAUGAAGCUGGUUCUGAGACUCAUGGGUCCGAGACUGAUACGUCGGGCAUUUCAUGAUGCAAAUUAGUUUCCUGAUCUGUUUGAAAGCAGAGGUGUACUUGGUUCGUUGUAUAUCCCUGUGCCGAUAUUUUCUCUUAUCCGUUCUCAACGUUGCGUGUCUAGGAGUCAAGGUUGAUUUAUCAAACGAGGUCGUGAAAUACAAGUAUAUACCCGAAGUUUAAUGGAGCGAAAAGCCUGCUAACAUUGGUAUGGAUGGACCGUUUGAGAAUCGAGUCCUUCUGCGCCGCAGGUGCUCGUUCCUCAGUCGUAUCCAGUUCGAGGCACCUAUAAGAAUGCUUUCCCAGAAUGCGUUCGAGGUGCUCUUUGCGUCGCUGAUGUUGCUGAUAAUACCUCCGAGGCUUUUUAGGGGCGUGAUGAUAAUGGCAGUACCAUGCCGUGGUGUGGUGGGCUUCUCAAACAAUUCAUGAAACAGUGCAUGAGCAUCAAGUGCAACCGCAUGCGUGAUGAAUUGGCGAGGUUGAGUCUACCCGCCUUCAAGCUUCAUUGGCCACCGCCAUAUGACAUCAUUCGAGGUUUCGAAAUCCCUGAAUAUCCAUCCUCAUCCGCCC
Molecule: messenger RNA, 2436 nt
Organism: Somion occarium
Lineage: Eukaryota; Fungi; Basidiomycota; Agaricomycetes; Polyporales; Cerrenaceae
Source: the annotation of a GenBank genome assembly